CAUCAGAUUAAUAUGUUUUCGUUAGCUUUCACGACAGUCAUGUGGUGUGGUUAUGCUAUAAGAUGUAAGAAGUGGUAUUUAAGGGGCUAAAGCUUGUGUCGAGUGACCACAAACAACAUACAAAGUCAUCAGCUUGUUGUUGUUGUACUGGAAAAAACUGAUUGAUUUGUAUUUGUAAGCUGAUCUGCUCUUCAGCAAUACAACCUAUACGUUUAUUGUGCACGCUGAACUUAUUAAUGCUCACCAUUUUGUCAUCAUCAAUGUGAACGUUUCCUGCCCCAAAACAAAAUACGAACAUUGAGUUUCGCCUAUUUUAACCAUUUUGAUUUGAUUAGAUGAUAUUUUGUUCAGCUGUUUUCUGCAGGAUAAUUCUGUUGUAACUUAUUUUUAAAACCAAAUUCUCUGAUAGAACUUGAGCACCAUGAUCAUCCAAGUUGCGUUUGUUUGCCUUGUGAUCUUCAUCGCGCAUAAAAUCACUGAGUGUUUCAAGAGCGGUUUCUCUGCAAGAAAUCGCGACCAUGGCUCAGGUACCCCAACUAAAAAGCCACCAGCAUACAGUUCUUUGUACCCAGACCUAACCAGCCCACCGGUUGGAAGUGCUCUUGCCAAGGUGCUUGGAUGGGGGAGAGGAACAUCGUUUCAAACCAUUGUUGAUAAGUUUAACUCGCUGGAUGAAGUGAGUAACGCUGUGAGGAGAGCCGGUUUGGAAUCGAGUAAUUUAUUAUUUGGUAUCGACUACACAAAGAGCAACCUCUACACUGGGAAACAGACAUUUGGAGGGAGGAGUUUACACGCUAUUGAGCCAGGAGUCUUUAACCCAUAUCAACAGGCCAUCAUGAUUCUUGGUCAGACCUUGGCGCCAUUCGACGACGACAACCUUCUACCAGUCUACGGCUUUGGUGACAUCACAACCCAAGGUCAAUCAGUUUUUCCGUUCCGCUCCGAUGGAGAGUGCCACGGUUUCCAUGACGUCCUUGAUUGUUACAAUAACAUCACACCAACUGUGACACUAAGUGGUCCGACAGACUUCGCUCCAGUCAUUCAGGAAGCCAUCAAGAUUGUCCGCAAAACAAAAGCGCAGUACCACAUACUUAUCAUUAUCGCGGAUGGCCAGGUUACCAGUGAAAAGAGAACACGUGAUGCUAUAGUAGAGGCUUCCCGGUACCCACUCUCAAUCAUCGUGGUUGGAGUCGGCGACGGACCGUGGGACAUGAUGCGCGAAUUUGACGACAAACUUCCCCAGAGGAAGUUUGACAAUUUCCAGUUUGUUGAGUUUCACCGAGUGAUGGUUUCGGCAAAGAGCGGACACCAGGAAUCAGCGUUUGCGCUGCAAGCUUUAAUGGAGAUCCCUGAUCAAUUCUUGGCUAUCCGAAAACUAGGGCUUCUGGAUUGAUUUUGUUUAUCUGACUGUAGCUGAAGAUGUUCUUCUAACAAGAAAUUUCUCUUGAAUGCAACGAAGAAGAUACCUCAUGUAUGUUAAUUUUUGGUUUUACCCAUAUACACCACCCAUAUGUGUUUGCACUGUAUACUUGGUACUUUCCUGUGCUCUGU
Messenger RNA from Asterias rubens (European starfish), 1551 nucleotides. RefSeq names its product E3 ubiquitin-protein ligase RGLG4-like. The transcript has 4 exons. The record is from RefSeq and is a predicted model, not a curated record. Bases 422 to 1393 code for a protein of 323 amino acids. Lineage: Eukaryota; Metazoa; Echinodermata; Asteroidea; Forcipulatida; Asteriidae.